Molecule: messenger RNA, 663 nt
Organism: Pipra filicauda (Wire-tailed manakin)
Lineage: Eukaryota; Metazoa; Chordata; Aves; Passeriformes; Pipridae
Product: dysferlin-like
Exons: 5
Cellular component (GO): membrane
Source: RefSeq, a predicted model, not a curated record
UACCCGCAGGAGGAGGCUCCGGGGCCGCGGAUCCCGGCGCAGAUCCGGGUGCGGCUCUGGUUCGGCCUGGCCGUGGACGAGAAGGAGUUCAACCAGUUUGCCGAGGGAAAGCUCUCCGUGUUCGCCGAGACCUACGAGAACCAGACGAAGCUGGCGCUGGUGGGGAACUGGGGCACCACGGGCCUCACGUACCCCAAGUACUCGGACGUGACGGGCCGGAUCCGGCUGCCCAAGGACAGCUUCCGACCCUCCGCCGGCUGGGCCUGGGCCGGGGACUGGUUCGUCUGCCCCGAGAGGACGUUGCUCCAUGACGUGGAUGCAGGACACCUGAGCUUCGUGGAGGAGGUGUUUGAGAACCAGGUCCGGCUCCCUGGGGGGCAGUGGAUCCACAUGACCGACGCCUACACCGACGUGAACGGGGAGAAGGUCCUGCCCAAGGAGGAGAUUGAGUGUCCUCCGGGCUGGAAAUGGGAAGACCUGGAGUGGGACACGGAUCUCAACAGAGCUGUGGAUGAGAAAGGCUGGGAAUACGGGCUGACCAUCCCCCCGGAGCGCCGGCCCAAGGCCUGGGUGCCGGCGGAGAAGAUGUACCACACCAACCGGCGCCGGCGCUGGGUGCGGCUCCGCCGGCGCGACCUGGAGCACAUGGACACCUCCCGGAAG